CUGGUUCUAAAUAGCAGUCCCUUUGUAACACCCAGAGUGAAGCCACAAUUGAAAAGACUGGUUACCAUAUAGAGAUGUUGAUAAAGAUACUUUUCAUCUGUGUUCUGCUUACACUUGGUCAUGCCAGUGAAAAAAAACAAGGGAAAAGGGGAAAAGGUGAUUCUGCCUGUACCAAAAUAGGAGGCAUAUGUCAACGUACCACAUAUAUAUGUCCAGGAAGAUAUCUGCAGGGUAAAUGUGGAGGGGCGUCUGCACGGCAAUGCUGCUUACAAGAUUCAGGAUCAUGGGACAGCCUGUGCGCUGGUCAUGUUUCCAAUAGAGUGAGAGGCUGCGAUAAAUUUGGCUGUGGAGGAUUCAACGCUAACAGGGGCAGUCGAAUCCAUAGAGGCAUUGACGUGGUGUGUGACGAUUACUCCAUCGUGUAUGCACCUUUCACUGGGACCCUGAGGGGACAGGCCCAGCCCUAUGGGGACGCAAGCACCAUUGACGAUGGUGUUAAACUCUCUAACUCAGCUUACUGUGUGAAGAUCUUCUAUAUCCGCCCCUACCAAUACAGCGGACCAAUCUCGAAAGGCGACAAACUGGGAUAUCUGCUCCCAAUGCAGGAACAAUAUUCGGGUGUGACCUCUCACCUUCAUCUCCAAAUGUGUGACAAGUCUGACCCCACUCCGUACAUUUAAGCAGGCUUGUCGGUUAUUGUGAAUGAACAACACAUUCUAUACCUGUUCUUCAUUCUCUUUCUAGAUGUUAGUUUGCUAUGGCCUUUCAGAACCUUUAAAACAAAAUGCUUCUACUACGAUUAAAGUGAACAUUUUGUAAAUCUUCUGCAAAUUGUCAUUACCUGCCAUAAUAAGCUAUACAUCAAUAAAGGCUUGUUAAUGUAUAAUGUGUCAUUUAAAAAAAAAAAGCUAUUUAUGCAUUUUUAAAGCUACAAAUAAAAAGGGUUAUUCAACAGCAGAUGAUGGGAAGAAUAAACAUCUAUGAAAUAAAAACAUUCUUAGGGUGCCAGUAUACAAACAAAUGAAUAAUCAAAUAACAUGAACACGGUAUGUUUUUUACGCAGCAAUUAUAUAUGUAAUUGUGUAGUUAUAAUGCAACAAGAUGCUUUAUGACAAAAUGUAAAAUGUUGUCAUUUGCUUGCAUCUUUUGUAACUGCCCUGUAUUUCCACGGGUAGUUGUUUUUGCAACCACAUGUGCAAUGAAUUCAGUGACUGCACUGUGUUUUUUUCACCAGCAGAGGGCACUCAAUGCAGCCUCUCAGGAGAUCAUUGAAAGUCUUAAAGGUUUCCCAUUCAUAGGUCUAUGAUUAUACCACAGCUACCCUGAAUUACAAACACAGUUUUAACAUGUGUGAUUAUUCAUGGGUCAAGUUUAGUUCUAAUAACCUUAAUACUUUAGCAUCCACGAAAGGCAAAUAAAAACAAAAUUGAAGAGCAUAUGAUACAGCAUACAUUAAGUCAUUUUAAAGUAAAUAUUAACACGAUUUUCAUUGCAGGUUAAAUAACUGAAAUGCUCAUUAAUGACUUAACAACUUUUACUGCUGCCUUAAUUAACAUACAGCAAAUUAUACAAGUGUCGCAUCUUAAAACCCAUUGACAUUUCACACUUUAUUAUCUGAUUUUGACAGUUUGAUAUGUCAAUUACUAUAAAUCAAUCCUAAAUCUAGUGCCCGCCUCUGUAAUUAUGGAGGCUGAGCGUUAGUCUGUAUUUAGAAAAGUACCUUGUUUUAAAAUAA
Messenger RNA from Acipenser ruthenus (sterlet), 1735 nucleotides. RefSeq names its product leukocyte cell-derived chemotaxin-2-like. Lineage: Eukaryota; Metazoa; Chordata; Actinopteri; Acipenseriformes; Acipenseridae. The coding region runs from base 75 to 680 and encodes 201 amino acids. The record is from RefSeq and is a predicted model, not a curated record. The transcript has 6 exons.